CCUAACGCAAAUUUUUCUGUAAAAAUCCAAAGAAUGGCUGCCAAAGGCAAGGAAAAGGAACAUCAGCUGGAUCCGCCGCUCUUCGUGACCUGUGACCUCGACCAGUUUCGUGAUCCGAACAAGAAGAGGGCAGCCAACGAUGCCUGCGAGGAGCUGGACAAGCUGGAUGCCCAGGACGAGAUCAGCGUGUCGAGCAUCAUCUCGGCCCUUUUGCAGCCGAUCGAGCCCUCGGAUGAUCAAUUCAAGGAAUGCGACUGGGGCAUCAACCCGAAGCAGUUCCUGCCCACCAAACAGGCGGUGAUCUUCAAGGAGCAGCUGUUCAUUUCGAAGCUGAGAAAUACGAACUGCAAGUUGAACGAGAACCUGAAGAUCUUCUUCGAGCGCGAACUGGAGCAGAUUGGCCGGUUCUGUCUGAAUGUGGAGGAGUCCUUCGAUGGCUAUGUGAUCUUCAGCAGCAGCAAGAUGAAGAAGGGCAAGGGGGUGGUGGAGUGUGGCCAUCAGUUGAAGGGCAAAUACGACGAUAAGUUCCUGCUGAUCUGCGAGAAGAGAUCGGAGUUCGAUCGUAUUGACAAUACGCGGGUGGAGAAGACCUUGGAGCUAAGGAAUCAUGCCGAUCUGAUGCUCACCGCCAUUCGGGAGACGAGGAUCAACGAGGAGGUGCAGCGCUUCAAAGCUCGAAUUGAUAUCAAAGAUCGCGAUCAUGUGUUUGUCCUGGAUGGAGGGAUAAUGCUGCUAAUGCGCCACCUGGUGGCCAAUAACUUUGUGGGCCAAUUCGAGUACUACACAAUGAACCUUUAUGGUCGCGUCCUUCGCUGCAAUCUGGUUGUGUCCAAGGAGCGGAAGAUAGUGCGAAUCUUUUAUCGCACCUACAAGAACGUCGUGCAGAUCUUCACCCAGCAGUGCUUCAACGACGAGCUGCAGGAUGUGGCCGAGACCUUCAUGACCCCCGAGGGUCGCAUUGUCCUGCAUUACUGGCGGGGCUACAACUACCUCCUACACGCCGCCUGCAUGCCGCCAAAGCGAAAGGAACCCAUUCUUCCAAAACUGGAGCUGUGUUGGCGCCAAAACGAGCAGCUGGCCCGCAAAUUUAGGGAACUCAAGGCCCUCAACUACGAGAAUGCCACCAGCUAUCUGAGCAGCAACUCGCAGCUGGCCGACUUUAUGCAGGACUACGUCCUCAAUCUGCUGCGAUACAAGCCCACCAAUGUCCUCGAGUUCUCCAUCAUGUUUUUCCAGAAUAUGGCCAAGUGAAAUUAGGCUUUUUCCCUCUAAAUUUAUAGUUAUCAAAGGGUACAACG
Messenger RNA from Drosophila takahashii, 1298 nucleotides. RefSeq lists its product as uncharacterized. NCBI's taxonomy places the organism in Eukaryota, Metazoa, Arthropoda, Insecta, Diptera, Drosophilidae. The record is from RefSeq and is a predicted model, not a curated record.